Messenger RNA from Hypanus sabinus (Atlantic stingray), 8668 nucleotides. It is a transcript of the gene rc3h2, whose product is annotated as ring finger and CCCH-type domains 2. The coding region runs from base 438 to 3845 and encodes 1135 amino acids. NCBI's taxonomy places the organism in Eukaryota, Metazoa, Chordata, Chondrichthyes, Myliobatiformes, Dasyatidae. The record is from RefSeq and is a predicted model, not a curated record. The transcript is spliced from 21 exons. Gene Ontology annotation, molecular function: metal ion binding.
UUGGCGGACGGAUACUCUGGAGAAAGGCAGCGAGGCGGCCUUCUUGGGCGGGCUCUCGUAACGGGGAGUCGCCGCGACACGGAGCAAAAUGUCGGAGCCGGAGCAGGGCUGCACCGUCAACGGCUCCACCUUCCAUCGGCUUUUAUGACCCGCGGUCAAGCCGCUGUUUACAUGUAUUUAUUAAUUGCUUCUGUGAAGUUAACUUAUUAAAAGUUUUUUCUUUCUUCGAUGGAAAGAUGGAUGUUACUCCUCCUUAGUGCCUACAGAAAAGAUUUUGCACCCUGUGACCCAGAUGAAGGGAGAUGGGAAGGAGACCUGGUCCAAACUUGGUCAGUGCUACUUUGUACCUAAUCCCAGCUGUCUAAAUCUUUGACAGUCCACUAGCGUUAUGCUAGUCAACCAUUAGCACUGAAACAGAAUUCAGACCAACUUUCAGAAUGCCUGUGCAAGCAUCACAGUGGACAGAAUUCCUCUCCUGUCCCAUCUGCUUCAAUGAAUUUGAUGAAAAUGUACACAAACCCAUCAGUUUAGGCUGUGGGCAUACUGUCUGCAAAACUUGCCUGAACAAACUACAUCGCAAGGCAUGUCCCUUUGACCAGACCGCCAUCAACACAGACAUCGAUGUUCUUCCCGUGAAUUUUGCACUUCUGCAGUUAGUUGGCGCACAGGUCCCAGACCAGCAGACUGUGAACCUGAGUAACUUGGCUGAAAAUAAACAUUACGAGGUUGCAAAGAAGUGUGUGGAGGAGCUGGCACUCUACUUGAAACCUCUUAGUGGAGGAAAGGGUGUUGCAAGUCUAAAUCAGAGUGCACUGAGCAGACCGAUGCAGCGAAAACUGGUUACCUUGGUUAACUGUCAGUUGGUGGAGGAGGAAGGGCGUGUACGAGCAAUGCGAGCAGCAAGAUCUCUUGGGGAACGAACGGUUACUGAACUCAUUCUGCAGCAUCAGAAUCCCCAGCAGUUAUCAGCCAAUUUGUGGGCUGCAGUCCGGGCCAGAGGUUGCCAGUUUUUGGGACCAGCUAUGCAGGAAGAAGCGCUUAAACUGGUCUUGCUUGCAUUGGAAGAUGGGUCAGCACUCUCUAGGAAAGUGCUGGUUCUCUUUGUUGUUCAGAGGCUGGAACCACGAUUUCCUCAGGCAUCCAAAACCAGUAUCGGUCAUGUCGUACAACUCCUGUACCGUGCUUCAUGUUUCAAGGUUACAAAAAGGGAUGAAGAUUCUUCUCUAAUGCAACUGAAAGAAGAGUUUCGUACUUAUGAAGCUUUACGCAGGGAGCAUGAUGCACAGAUUGUUCAUAUUGCCAUGGAGGCAGGACUUCGAAUUUCCCCUGAACAAUGGUCUUCCCUUUUGUAUGGAGACUUGGCACACAAAUCACACAUGCAGUCCAUCAUUGAUAAGCUCCAGUCUCCCGAAUCUUUUGCAAAGAGUGUGCAGGAAUUGACUAUUGUCCUGCAACGGACAACAGAUCCAGCUAAUCUGAACAGACUACGAUCUCAUCUUGAACUCUUAGCAAAUAUAGAUCCAAAUCCUGAUGCUGCAGCUCCAACGUGGGAACAACUAGAAAAUUCAAUGGUAGCUGUAAAGACUGUUGUUCACGGGCUUGUGGAUUUCAUCCAGAAUUUUAGUAAAAAGGGCCAUGAAGCACCACAACCACAGCCAAACAGCAAGUAUAAAACCAGCAUGUGCCGAGAUCUUCGACAACAAGGAGGUUGUCCUCGUGGUGCCAAUUGUACCUUUGCUCACUCCCAAGAGGAGCUGGAAAAGUAUCGGAUGCGGAAUAAGAAGAUUAAUGCUACAGUCAGGCCCUUCCCUCUAUCACAAGCACUUCAGAGCAAAGUUGGAAUUGCCAAUAUAGUCACAACGUCUGCAGGAAAUGUAGUCUCUGUAACAGGAUCCACUGAAACCACUGUGAAAAUGGUGCAGGCAACUAAUGGGGUAAUUAACCCAGAAAGUACCACGCCACAACUAAUACCACGAUGUGCAGAUACCUCAGCUUCUUUGGAGAAUGCUAAGAAAGUCGGACAAAACUGUCUGAGCACACCUGGGUCACUAUCUGGUUCACCGACAGAAAAUAAAAUUGGUUCACCUCCCAAGACGAUUCUCAACCAGGUGCUCCCUACUUCAGCAGUAAUGUCAUCACAUAUUGGACCAGAUGCGACUUCCUUAUCUUCUGCAAAAUCUAUGUCAAGAGUGUCAGUGUACCCAUCUCAGCAACCUGACUUGUAUUAUCAGGAUCCCAGAGCAACGGUUCCCUUUGAGCUGCCUGCUUACCAACAACCAGGAGGAUGUUAUCCUCCACAUACUGGUCUACCAUCUGGUGUGUCUCCUUGCCUUCCUCGUUACGUGCGUCCCAACAGUAUGCCAGAAUCUCCUCUUCCACCCACGGUGCCAUAUACUGACCAGUACAAUGCAUAUCCACCUCGAGAACGAAUAGCAUCUUCACCUUACCCGUCAACACAUCCCCAACAGUAUGGCUCAGUUCCUGCAGUCCCUUCUGGAAUGUAUGCACCAGUCUAUGAUAGCAGACGCAUGUGGAGGCCACAGAUGUACCCACGGGAUGAUGUCAUGCGGAGUAACUCUUUACCUCCAAUGGAUGUGGUACCUUCAGCAACUUAUCAGCAUCCUCCACGAGAAAGAUACAGCUCACUUGAUGGAUGUUACUCUAUGGCUGGGCAGCCAUCAAAUGAACAGAGGAGUGUCGCCAUGCAAAGGGAUGCAUACAGUCGGUUACAACAUCCAGGCUUUGAAGACUUGUUAAGACGGAAACCAGACCAAUGGACACAAUAUUCCACUCAGAAACCACAACUUGUCUCCUCCUCUUUGUCUACAGUAGCCCAGCCCUCUGCUCCUCCAUCCCCCUUGUUCAGUGUGGACUUCAGCUCAGAGUUUUCUGAGAAUACUAAUGACUUGUGUGCGGGCACUAAGUUUGAUGAUGACAGCAUGUCACAUUACUCGCCAUGGUCUUGUGGGACUAUCAGCUCUUGCAUUAGUGCAAUGGAAUCUGAUCCAAAGGAUGUCAUGGCAACUACCAAUGUAGAGAUAUUGGACCUUAAUGUGAAACGAAGUUUAAAUUUGUUUGGCCCUCAGAGAAAGGGAAAAGAUGAAGAUCCCAUAAUUCCAUUUGGUGAUGGACCAAUCAUCUCUAAAUGGGGUGCGAUAUCUCGGUCUGCCCGCACAGGUUAUAACAACACAGACCCAGUCCAGGCUACAGCUUCCCAAGGAAGUGCUACAAAACCAAUUAGUGUAACAGACUAUAGUCCACAUGUGAGUCAUGCCAAUUCCAGUAGUUGGACUUCCCAUUCUCUUUCAUAUGGAUCGAAUUCAACCACCGGUCAAUACCUAAACAGGGACAGAUUGAUGGACAUAUCUGCCCCUAGGCAACUUCCUAAUGGUGGAGAUCAAUUAAAUAUUGAACUACAACAGAGGGAAUUUACAGAAGUUUCUACAGAUGAUCAAGAUAUAGAAUUGGAGCUCUCUGCUUUGGAUACUGAUGCCGACCAAGAUGAAGGAAUAGAGGAUGUUCUGGUUAUUGGCUCUCAAGGUGAUCUGGCCGAUGACAUAAUAUCCGAAAAUGUACAUCAUAAACACCAAGGUAAAGAGCAGGAAGAACAGGGGCGCAGGAUUGCACAACAGAUUGCGAUCAAAGAGGAACAAAAGAUGAUGCCCAUGACAUCUGGCUUUAACCAGCCCAUCACAGCCUCAGUCAGCUUCAUCAGCUCCCCAGCUGUGACUUCUUCCUUCAACAUCAGUAAUUUGGCCCUGAAAACAUCUGCAGUCAAGCUGACAGAAGAUGCAAAAGAUAUGAAUGUCACAACUAAUGGCGAGGCUGUAGUCAACGGGAGCUGAAGGGAAUCUGUGUUUACAGCAACACAGAAGCAAUUAGUUUUGCUUUCUAUAUAAUAUAAUGUAUUACACAUUUCUGUGUGCAUAUAUUAUAUUAUGCUUUUUAUAAGAAUAAUGUGAGGGCAUCAAAUUCCUGUGGACUUUUUUGAUACUAUAAAAGCCCUCUUGCAUUAACCAUUUUGACAGUAAAAUUAACAUUAGUCAGACACUAGUUUAAAUUCCAGUGAAUCUUGGAAUUUGGACAUCAUUUGAAUUAAUGCUUUAAAGCAGCCUUUUAUGAGUCUGUUGUGAGCCAGUGCAUUAAUCUAGCCAUUCUUAUUCACAAUGGCUAAUGUGGAACAUACACAGCUCAGUUGUUGAUCAGCAGGGCACUGCAGCAACACACCUGGUGAAAACUAACCACGAUUUUACCUCCUCUUCUCUUUCAUUUAUAUAUUUUUUGUGUACAAUUCACACAAAGUUGAAAGAAGGUAAUAGCUUGGAAAAAAGUAUUUUCAAGCUGUUAUAGUAAGACUUAGUUUCAUGGCAUUGUUGCACUUUUAUAAGAAACUUGUUUGUUAAAAUGGUGGAAGGGGAAUACUUUUCACCUUUUUUUAAAUGCAUAAUUAGAGUUUCAAAAUAUAGUUUCCAACAAAUUCCAUGGGUUAUAAUGUUAACAAAAGAUUGACCUGAGAAAUGUCUCUUAAGUGUUUAGCUUAAUUGGGCUGGUGUAGCUGAAACGAAGUGUUGUUGUCAUGGGCUCCAUGGCCCAUUGCGGUUAGUGCAAUCCUAUUACAGCUCGGGGCAUUGGAGUUCAAAGUUCAAUUCCAGCAUCGUUGGUAAGGAGUUUGAAUGUGUGGGUUUCCUCUGGCUGCCCUGAUUUCCUUAGGGGUUAGAAGCUUAAUUGGUCAUUGUAAGUUGACCUGCGAUUAGACUAGGGAUAAAUAGGUGGGUUGCUGAGCAGCAUGGCUUGAAGUGCAGGAAGGGCCUGUUCCAUGCUGUCUCUCUAAAUAAAUAACUAUAACAUCAACAAAAGAUUAACCCCAGAAAGGUCUCUUAGGUGUUUAACUUCAAGUGUUUGUUAAAAUUGGGGAGAUAUUGCUGAAACUAAGUACUGUUGUCACAUUAUUUGAACAGUCAAGUUGUGCCUUAGAAUGAAGCUGGAGAUGCGGUCGGAUGGGCCAUCAGCUACCCACAGGUUAAUGAUUAAACCGCUAAGGCUGGAAAAACUCAAGUCAACUAUCAUGUAUGAGAGAGAAAGAGUGAACUUCUUAGUUCACCAAGCUAUCUCGUUACUCUUUCCAUUGAUGCCAACUAUCUUGAGUAUUUCCAGCAGGUUUAGUUUUAUAGCAUCUGCCACAUGUUUAGUAGCAAAAAUGCUUUCAUCUCCUUUUCCUAAUGAUUCACACUAAUUGAUAAAAGUAAGAAUUCAGUCAUUUUACACUUAAAAGCUUUUCUUGAUGCUUGUAGAAUGGGAAAAUCUCCAUCAAUGCUGGGAAAAGAAGUAUUAGGAUUUAUAUCCCUAUAAACCAUGUUAAAUGUUGUAAGGUGCACAGUCACUAGAUACAGAUCCCGAAAGGUGAGUGAUGGAACCACCAUCUCUGCCUUCUACCCAAAGCACACCAAAGACAAGAUUGCAAAUAAUUCCCAGAUCAUUAACUUCACCCUCAUUCCUCAAUUUGUAGAGAUUCUGAUUAUUGAAUUCAUCAAUAACUAAUACCCAGAUACUGACAUUCUCUUGUAAUAUCAGUCAUGACCUUAGAGCUGCUUGAUUUAUCCUACUGGGAUACUGACUGCAGCUCGCCAGAGACCUAUGUUCUGGGCCAGUUUUUCAACUCGUCCCCAGGUGUAGCCCAUCUUGGUAUCAGCUUCAAGGUCACAUUGCCAUCUGUUCUUUGACUGGCCCCCUUAGAAGUUUGAUCAGCCCAGUGGUUUCCACAGACUUGUGGCUUUCACCACCUGACUUCAUACAUCUUCUAGGUGGAUAUCCUUCCUAUCCCAGGGAUGAGGUCUUUGGAGCUUCUGUUGGCGUUUCUGUAGCUCUGGGUGUUUAACGUGUUGGGGUUGCUAGUCCCAUGCCAAGCCCUCCUAUCGCAGCUGGGCUUGGGACCAUCUAUGGCGGAGUUAGCUGCUUGUUUGCCAAUGCUAAAUUUGUCUUUAUAAUUGGUUUACAUAAGUACAAUAAUGAUGUUGCUAUAGAUCAUUGUUGUAUUUGUAUUUUUUAAUUGUUUUACAGAAAAUCAUUUUGUUUUCCCACCACUGUAUUUGCUGCGUUUAGAACAGGGUGAAAACUGUAUUUUGGAACUCCUGCAUUGUGUGGUGUUUGCACUGAAUGAUAGACCAGUUCAACUGGCCUCUUUUCUGCCCUAUUUAAUCUAAGAACUUCUAAUGGCUUUUGUGUACUUGCUUUAUAAUGGAUGAAUAUUAUAUGUCGCUACAGAGUCUAAAAGUACUGUAAAAAAAAAUUAAGCAAUCCAAAGUCAUGCCUCACACAAUCCAGUUAAAACGAGUAUCUGUAAUUUGAUCAAAAGAAGUAAAUGCCAAAAAUGGCAAUAUUUUCAUUUGAAUAUGAUAUCUGUAAUAAUCAUGAUGGUUUGUUUAAUCUUGGCCAUAAUUUAUCUCUUACCACUUCAUUGAGUCACUGGAUUCUGGGAGGCUGUUCGAUUUAGAGCUGGGCACUGACAGUGCAAGUAUUUUAAAAUUGUUUACAAAAAUCUGCAUCUGUGAGGUUUAAGAAGUUAAGGGCAUUAUGUUUGUUUUAACUUCCUAACUUUUACUUAUGUUGUAUACACAUUUCUGACAAACUGAGGUGAAGCAGCAAAGCUCUCUGGCUCUCCUUCAUUCAUUCAGCAAACUAAUCUCAUUGUAAAUUUGUUUUCCAAUUCAUUAAGGACUUAAAUUGGCUUUGUUUACAUAACUAAAACCAGCAUCUUUUUUGGAGGGAGUACCAAGAGCAUUUGUUGCGAAAAGGUGAUUAAAUGUUUAAUCUUGGCUUUUUGUUUUAAACAGUUGUAUUGAUUUUCUAGUCUGUUCAUCUUGUUGAUUUUAAAAUGUGUGUUCUGCAUCAGACCAUUGCAAAUUAAAUAGUAAGUGUGUGUUAGUAAUUCCCAUGCUUAAAAUAUCAGUUGUUUUGUAUAAGUUCUUUCCCACAGGUUUGCUAUUUGCCUGAUUGAAAAGUGCCCUCCAGCCUCUCUCUCUUUCUGACCUACUGUUUUGAUUUUACAUUGAGGUUUUAUAUUGUUGAUGACUUCUGUGAAGUUGAUUGUUCUGCAAAUCAUACUGGGAUGUUUUAAACCAAGCGUGCUUUUCACCAGGUAGCUGCAAAGGAAGUGUUCUGCUGGGAAAUAACUUCUGCGAGAUCAUGUUAUUGGUCAGUUGAGUUGUCACAAUACCACAACAAAGUGUCCAUUUUUAAAAAUAGUUUUGUGCACUUCCCUGAGGGUUGACUUUAUUUCAUAAGAGUGAUGAGACAGAUUGCUGCAUGAUGUUACGAUUCCAUUAGGCAGCACCAUGAAAUCUCUUCCUAUUUAUAAUAGGAUUUAUAUAGGUUUUUGUAAUGAAGAAGUGAUAUUGUCCAUUUAGAAUCUUUGUGUGGGCCUUCAUACUCGGUAUUCUAUACUGAAGCUUAGAUAUUGGGAUCUAUGCACCUAUUUUAGUCUAAAGUAUCAGCUUUUGUUUUGUUUUAGCCCACCGGUCAGGACAAGCAAAAGUUUUAAAAUCUGGAUGCUGGCAUGAUAGCCAACAGUAAGCAGUCUAAAACAACUAUAAACCAUUUUACAAACUCUCCUCCAAUGCAGUCACUGAAUUCUCAACCAAAGCUGCUCCUAACUCUGUAAAUUCUGAGUGAGCCAAAACAUGCACCAUGUCUUUAGCAGAUGGUCUCAGUCAUUAACAUAAGUAGCAUAGGGACAAUAUUUAAUGUAAAUUUUAUGUAAAAAAAACAAUGUUUUCAAGUGAUGUGUUGUACUUCCAUCUAAAGUUUCCAGUUUUAAUUUAGCUGUCCAAUUGUAGUAUCAGUAAACUCAGACUUUGAAGGUAUCCAUCAUUCAACUAGUCAGUGAUCACCGGAGUUGCACACUUUACUGAUUAUUGCUUUUGGAUGUUAAAUAUAAAUGACAGUUGGUUUGUUAUUGUAACAGAUGAAUGGCUAAUUGAGCAAGCUAUUUUUCAUGAAUAGUAACAUUUAACUCUGUGUGAGGCUUUCUUGCUGAAAGGACUGAAGACAGGUCUCGGUAAUGAGCAAUAAGGACCAAGUUCCAAAUCACUGAUAAACUAAAGACUCGGCGUGGUUGAAAUGUGCUUUGUUAUCCUUGCCCAAAUCACUUGAUGGACACCUUCAUGGAGAAAUGAACCAGCCUUGGUUUACAGUUUACAGUAAAUUGUACAUUGGAUCCUGCUGCAGUACUUAUUUAUUGCCCCUAGGUGGCAGAGAAUGAAUUGGAAAUUGCUGCUUUUAUCCCUCUAAUGGUAGAAAACUAGUCCUGUCUUAAGUUAAAAUUUCACCAGCACGGCAACCAACCCCAUAACUAGCCAAUUCUUUUUGAGAGUUCACCCACCAACAACCUUAUCCUCUCCAAUACACCAUUACCACAGCCACCACAAGGCAAAUAGUGUUUGAAAUCAGAGACUAAACACCUGGAUCACUUCUCAAUUUGUGCUAAUCCUGAGGUUUUCUCACAUGUUGUUCUAAUGUAGGAGCCCAGGAUUAUCUGAUUAGCAUUUCUAAAAAGAUUACAGCCCUCAGGGAAAUAACCCUCCUGCUACAAAACUACAAUUAACAUCUACUGUACCUUGAGGGUGAAUAAAAUGAAUUAGUACUUUUGAUUUUAAAGUUGAAUAUGUUUUUU